This is a messenger RNA of Protopolystoma xenopodis, 789 nucleotides long. Lineage: Eukaryota; Metazoa; Platyhelminthes; Monogenea; Polystomatidea; Polystomatidae. The record is from the annotation of a GenBank genome assembly.
UCUUUUCCUUUGUUUCUUCAACUUCGUUUCGACGCAUUUCAAGGACGGGUCAUUCCUGGCAGUCCCGCAGACCUGUGCGGAAAUCUACGAGUUGGAGACCGCAUCCUGGCUAUUAAUGGCAAACCGCUGACCUCCAGACACCAUUCAGAAGUUGUUGACAUCAUCCGUUCCAGCCACCAACGCCUCGUAUUGACGGUACAGCGCCUUCCACUCACCAACCCCUGCGGCCACAGCCCUUGCGGCCGUGUCCCAGUCAGGCUUUCUGACAGAGCGGACACCUGCCCCACAAUUAGCCCAUCAUCCAGAGGCAAUGAACCAAACGAGGGGAUUUCCUCACCUGAAAUCUCCCCUACGAGUCGUAUUUCCGCCAAGCCAACACGAUUCAUGUUCCAUUCCCAUCACAAUGACCCUUCAUUUGGUGAUACAACCAAUGGCUUAUGUUCAAACUAUUUUGACGGAUGCUCUUCUGUUACCAAUAGAAACAAUUAUAGUACUAUAGAGACCACGAGUGGCUCUGAAACCAGGACUUACCAGGGCAACCGUCUCUGGGUCGAGUUGAUUGGACAGGAAACAUCCACCGCAAUGGAGGGCGCCAACUCCGACGGUGACAAGUGGAAAUGUGGCGGCGUUGUGGUGUCCUCACAACCGUCAUUAACUAACGGUCAAACGCCUCCCACCGAUGAUGUCGACUACGAUGCCGGCGAAACAGUUGCGAUUGUAUCAAGUCGAUGGUCAGAUGCUGGAAAUCACGAACACUAUGACAACGGACGCAGCACUGGCUUACCUUAA